This is a messenger RNA of Pseudophryne corroboree (corroboree frog), 1272 nucleotides long. Its product is annotated as complement factor H-like. The coding region runs from base 85 to 1272 and encodes 395 amino acids. The record is from RefSeq and is a predicted model, not a curated record. Gene Ontology annotation, molecular function: complement component C3b binding. The transcript is spliced from 9 exons. NCBI's taxonomy places the organism in Eukaryota, Metazoa, Chordata, Amphibia, Anura, Myobatrachidae. Gene Ontology annotation, biological process: complement activation.
GUGGUCUGUGACACUUUGGCAUAGACGGAGGCAGAGGAAGCAGCCAGCAUACAGGAACUAAUGCACCAUUGGUGGUUUUGAAAAAUGUAUUUUUUGGAACAUCUCUUUCUCCUUACAGCUGCUUUAUACUACACUGCUGGAUGUCCAGCCCCAGAGAGAAUAGAUAAUUUUUCCCUAAAUGGUGAAUUGAAAGACAAUUAUGCAGAAGGAGAAUCUGUAACUUAUUCUUGUUACCCUGGUUUUAGUCGUGUUGGACAAAUUAAACAGAUUUGCUCUGGAGGUAAAUGGGUGUUUACCAAUCCAAAGGGGCAGUGCAAAAGGAGAUCUUGCGGACAUCCUGGUGAUAUUCCUUUUGGAUCAUUUGAACUGAAAGAAGGAGAUUCAUUUGUGUUUGGAGCUGUUGUUGAAUACUCCUGUGAUGAAGGGUAUCAGUUGGUGAGCAAACAGAAUAAACGAGAAUGUACUGCGACUGGCUGGACCAAUUUCCCUCCUCACUGUGAAGUGCGGCGUUGCCCCCCAAUUUCAGCCAAGGACAAUGUGAAGGUGUUAUCCACUUCAUAUGAUGAUGAGUAUUCUGUUGGCCAAGUAGUUCGAUUUGAAUGCACGGACUCAAAGCUUAAGGUGGAUGGCCCUUCUGAGAUUUUCUGCACAGCAGGAGGAGAGUGGAAUUCAGCUCCACCAACAUGUGUCGAAAUAACCUGUGACCAGCCAAACAUACCAAAUGGAAGAGUGACCAGACAGACAAACCGUGAUUACAAAGAGAAUGACAAAAUAUAUUUUGAAUGUUACACUGGAUUCAGAGCAUCAAGAAAUGGAGAAAGUACUUGUUCUAAAAUGGGUUGGAGCCCUUCACCAUAUUGUGAAGAAAUUACCUGCAACCAGUAUCAACAAGUGGCCAAUGGUAGAUUGAUAUCUGAGAAGUCUGCCUACAAAGAAGGAGAUGAAAUUGCGCUGCAGUGUAAUGAAGGUUUUACAAUCCAGGUUGAACCAACUAAACCCCGUGUAUGCACAUCAAAUGGCUGGUCUCCACCUGCAGCCUGUAUCAGUAGAAGAUGUGAGGAGCCUGAAGUGAAGAAUGGAAAGCUCUCUAGAAGUUAUUAUUUUCCAAAACAGCCUGGGAGCUAUAUUUAUUAUAAAUGUAAUGAUGGUUUUAAGACACAAGGAAGAGAACAAGAGGAAUAUACUUAUUGUACUGCAACAGGAUGGGAUCCUGAACCGAAAUGUUUCAUGGAUGUUCCUGCUUGCAGUUUCCAGGUAUUCCAGCUCCUGUGA